CCAAUCAAUAGUCAUGUUUGAAACGCAUUCCUCACAUCUCAAUGUCACCUCUGCCAUCUCCACAUGCUCAGUCAUGACUCAUGACAGCUCUUGAGGUUACAUACAUGACUGAUGUGUGCAAACUGUGUUUGAGGCACGCAGUAGUAAUUGUGAGGGAAUGACAGGCGCGAGAAUAUGGGACAUUGUCGCGGAAACGCCAGCGAGCCUCUUCGCAUCUUCGCACCUCAGCGGGCAGUAAGGUGUUUUGAUGGAUGCGAGGUUAUCCCGAAGAACAUUUGCCAUCUCUCGGACAGAAAACCAAUAGAAAAGCGUUUUCUCUACGUAAUGAAUCCCCUCCUCCUCCACCUCCUCCUCCUCCGACAUAACGGAGCGAUGCUGGCGUUCAUGCUUCAAUCGAAACGCGUCUAAUCGAAUCGCGGCUUCGGCACGAUGGAGACGGAGUCCCUGGCGUGAUUUGAAGGGGGAAGCCCUCAGCACAACACGAUUUAUAUACACAAUGCACUCCUCCUGUCGCGAAUACGAUGCCUUUCUCUGGAUGCGUGGACUCCUGAUAUCACCUCGCUGAGCGAUGAUGCUCGCGUUACGGCUCGCCUUUGCUCAUCGUCCGCUUUAUCCGAGAAACAAGCAGCAGAACGGAUGCUUGACCACUGCGAAACUACCUUCACGCAUCAAGCCUCUUCUGAUUAUUGGCAAGGGACACAUUAUCAUAACCACGAGGGCCAGGGAGACACGAUUAAAGUUUCAACGAUGUAAAUCGAGGUCUGGUAUGAGUGAAGUCGCCUCCGUCUAGCACAAACUAGAGCUCACGUUUGAGAGAGUCGAAAGAGGACAGCCAUCAGCGUUUGCUGCACAUCCCACCAUGAGCCAGCCACAGCCCCCUCAGCAGGCGGCAGCGCCGGAUCUGGAGGUGAUCUCCCAACAGGUGGAGGAUGAAGGCCAGUGCAUGGCUCCAGUGCAGCUGGUCAGCUUCGCCUAUCGGGACCUUCCUCUAGCUGCCCUGGACCUCUCGCUGGCUGGAUCCCAGCUAAUUUCCAAUCUGGACGAAGAGGACAACCAAGAGGGGUCUAACUGGCUAAAGCCGUGCUGCGGGAGGAGAGCAGCGCUGUGGCAGGUGUGUUUGCUGAGUGCUGGCUUCAACUGUUUCCUGGUGGCCUGUGUCAUCUUGGUGGUGCUCUUACUGACUGUGGAACUGCUCAUUGAUACCAAGCUCCUACAAUUUAAUAAUGCAUUCCAGUUCGCCUGUAUCAUCCACUGGAUCAGCCUGGUCAUCUUGUCCGUGUUCUUCACUGAGACUGUCUUUAGGAUUGUGGUGCUCGGGAUUUGGGAUUAUAUAGAGAACAAAGUUGAGGUAUUUGACGGUGCUGUGAUUGUACUCUCUCUGGCCCCAAUGGUGGCCUCCACGGUGGCUAACGGCCCCAGCAGCCCCUGGGACGCCAUCAGCCUCAUCAUCACCCUCCGCAUCUGGAGAGUCAAGAGAAUCAUUGACGCGUACGUGCUGCAGGUGAAGGUGGAGAUGGAGCUGGAGAUCCAGCAGUAUGAGAAGACCAAAGCUGUGAGGGAGGAACAGCUGGAGAGACUCACACAGAUCUGUCAGGAACAGGCCUUUGAGAUCAGGCAGUUGAGGGCUCACCUUGCGCAGCAGGAUUUGGAUCUGGCCGCUGAGCGCGAGGCCGCCAUGCAGAUCCACCACGUGUGGGGGAAACAGAGCAGCACUUUUCAGGAAAUAGACGGCCUGGGACCUGCUGGAUCUGACAACGAGUGCCGCGCCAAUACCAGAGAGCCCAGACCUCCGCCAGAGAGUGUCAUUCAAGAUGAUAUGAAUAACUACAUCAGUCAGUAUUACAGUGAGCCAAGUAGCGACAUCGGGGUGCCCGACCCUGGUGCCCGUGUCAUAACCACAGCAGCCAUCGAUGUCCACCUUCCUACCAACCCCAACCAGUUGCCGCCUUCCCUCGUCAGUGCUGAUGGCCCGGGCAGUGGCCAGGAGCGCACAGGCAGCUCUGUAAGUGAAGCAUCCAGCACGACCAUGUCCCGGUCCAGCUGCAGCUUCACAGCCCGGCAGCACAGCGUCAGCAGCCACACGCUGGGCUCCACAACUGACUGCAGCUCUACCGUACGGGAGGCCUCCACCUCUGACUACAGCGGCCAACGCUGCUGCCCUCCUCCGUACUGCAGUCCUUUGACCCUCGGCACACAAGCGGGUGUCCACGACCCCAGCGCGGUGGUCAAAGAGCUGCUCUCUUCCCUGUCUGAGGACUCCUGCCUGGCGCAUAAAGGCAGGGUGGACCCGGUCAACCUUAAAUUGCCCAGUCCAGCAGGGUCGGUAAAGGCCAGUCCGGAACUGGAGCACAGGGUGAACAUAUACAACAAGAGAAACCAGGAAAGUCUGGGCGUGUUCCAGACCAAGCCACUUAUUCACCUGCAGGGGACCGAGCCAUCUCUGGAGGAGAAGUACAGGCUUAUGGAGCCGGCAGAUACUCCACUGAGCCAUAUACCGGACACAUAGAGCAUGAAGUUUGGGACGGUGACCACCAACACCAGCUGAAGCAGCCUCUCUCUUGGCCUCUCUCUCUAUUUUGCUUACUCACUUGCUGUGUCCAAAACAUGAAAAACGAUGUCUUCGUUGACAGUAUCCGGAGACAGGAAUCAAGGCAUAUCCGAAUCUAAUAUUUGUGGAACAUCCUUUACUGAAAGGUCUUAGAGGGCCAGUGUCCUGCAGAGUUUAGCUCCAACUUGCCUCAACACACCUGUCUGGAAGUUUCUAGUAUGCCUAGUAAGAUCUUAAUUAGCUGACUCAGAUAACCAGUUUAAUUAGUGUUGAAGCUAAGCUCUGCAAGACAGUGGCCCUCCAGGACCGAGUUUGGACACCCCUGCCCUAAAAAGAAUUAAUUUCUAAUACAGGGAUAGGCAGCGUCAGUCCUGGAGUGCUGAUGUCCUGCAAAGUUUAGCUCCAACUAUAAUCAGACACACCUGAACAAGCUAAUCAAGGUCUUCAGGAUCACUAGGUCUACAGGCAGGUGAGGUUUGUUUUUCAGGGUUGGAACUAAACUCUGCAGGACAUCGGCACUCCAGGACUGAUGUUGCCUAUCCCUGCUCUAGUAAGGUAUCCUGCAAAAUUUAGCUCCAACUUGCCUCAGAACCCCUGCCUGAAAGUUUCUAGUAUGCUCAGUAAGACCUUGAUUAGCUUGGUUAAGGUGUAUAACUCUGCAGGACAUUGCCCCUCCAGGACAGAGUCUGGAUACUCCUGCCCUAAAAAGAACACUCUACUAACCAGGGUUAGGCAAUAUCAGUCCUGGAAUCCUGGAAUCCUACAGAGUUUAGCUCCAACCCUGAAUAAAAACCUUAGCUGCCUGUAGCCCCUAGUAAUUCUGAAGACCUUGAUUAGCUUGUUCAGGUGUGUUUGAUUAGGGUUGGAGCUAAACUCUGCAGGACACUGGCACUCCAGGACUGACGUUGCCUACUCCUGCUGCAAACCCUAUAACACAAGGGUUUCCUGCAGAGUUUAGCUCCAGCAUGCCUCCCACACCUGCCUGGAAGUUUCUAGUAUACCUAGUAAAAGCUUGAUUAGCUGGUUAAAAUGUGUUUAAACUGUGUAAGACAGUGGCCCUCCAGAACAGAGUCUGGACACACCUGCAAAGUUCAGGUCCAGAUCUAUUCUAGGCACCCCUGCUCUAGUAACCCUAUGACACAGGGGUCACCAGACCCAGUCCUGGAGGGCCGGUGUCCCUGCAGAGUUUAGCUCCAACCCUAAUCAAACACACCUGAACCAGCUAAUCAAGGUCUUACUUGGUAUACUUGAAACUUCCAGGCAGGUGUGUUGAGUAAAGUUGGAGGUAAACUCUGCAGGACACCGGCCCUCCAGGAACAAGUUUGGUGACCCCUGCUAUAACAUAUGGAUGUCCUGCGGAAUUUAAAAAGAACACUCUAGUACAAGGGUGGCCAAACUCGUUUCUGGAGGCGCCGGUGUCCUGUAGAGUUUAGAUCCGACUUGCCUCAACACACCUGUCAGGGAAGUUUCUAGUAUGCCUAGUAAGAGCAUGAUUAGCUUGUUCAGUUGUGUCUAAUUGGGGUUGGAGGUAAACUCUGCAGGACACCGGCCCUCCAGGACCGAGUUUGGGCAUUCCUGCUCUAGUAACCCUAUGACACAGGGGUGGUCCUGCAGAGUUUAGCUCAAGCACACCUGCCUGGAAGUUACUAGUAUGCCUAGUAAGAGCUUGAAUAAGUGGAUCAGGUGUUUAAUUAGGGUUGAAGCUAAACUCUGCAGGACAGUGGCUCUCCAGAACCCAGUCUGGAUACACCUGCCCUAAAAAGAGCACUCUAGUACAGGUGUGCCCAAACUCAGUCCUGGAGGGCCACUGUUCUGCAGAGUUUAGAUUCAACUUGCCUCCCACACCUGCCUGGAAGUUUCUAGUAUGCCUAGUAAGAGCUUAGUUAGCUGGAUCAGGUCUGUUUAAUUAGGGUUGGAGCUAAACUCUGUAGGACAGUGGCCCUCCAGGACCAAGUCUGGACACGUGCCAUAAAAAGAGUACUCCAGUAUAGUGGUGCCCAAACUUGGUCCUGGAGGGCCGGUGUCCUGCAGAGUUUAGAUCCGACUGACCCUCCAGGACGGAGUCUGGACACACCUGUCCUAAAAAGAACAUUCUAGUAUAGGGGUGCCCAAACUCGGUCAUGGAGGGCAGAGUUCAGGUCCAGAUCUGCUCCAGCACACCUGUGGUUUUGAAGUAAUCCAGAACAAAUUGAUUGGUUGGCUCAAGUGUGUUUGAUAAAGGAUUGGGGCUAAAUUCUAUGUGAAGGUAACUCUCCAGAAGCAGGGUUGGCUACCACUGCUUCUUUUCGGAAGAUUAAUAGGGAUUGCCUUGUCACAAAUGGUGCAGAAAUAUGUCCCAUCCACUUAAAAGCUGGAAUACACUACAGGUCUUUUAAAAUCUGAGCAGGAAGUAUCAUACUACCAGACUUUCAUAGAACCCAUGCCGAAACAUGCUUUUUAAUAAAAGAUGCAUGACGAAUGAAAACAAUAUUUUUUCUAAAAUCAGCUUAAACAAAUAUUCCGACUGGAUGGAAUCAUAGCCUGAAGCUAAAAAAAAUCUGUGCCCGUAAAGAAAAACAAUUUACAGUGAAAUUGGUCAUAUUAGACUGACCAAUAUGCAGACUUGAUUUGACUCUGCAUCUACCACCCAAUCCCCCCAACUAUAUAGUGGGGCAAAACAUUCUAGGGAAAAGUCAUGUAGUUGUAUUCCAGCCUUAAGUUUCUGUCAGAGUCUGCAAGAAGGUGCUUCUCCACAAGCUGGAUUGGAUGACCCAUCAACCAUCUCAGAUGGCCAUUGUGCUUUUUACCCCAGUGUUUCCCCAACCCUUUUCCAGAAAGUACAAGACAUUCAUGAACUCUUCCUAAUCAAACACACCUGAUUCAACUCCAACACCUGAAAUAGAAUACUCAGAUUAAGACAUCCAAAAUGUGUACUGUUGGUGUGCAUUCAACGUGUCCACUUGCAGCAUAACUAUUUCACUACUCGGGGCGCCCCCUACUACUGAAAUGCGUCCAUUUGGUCGGUACAUUAAUAUACCUUAAGGCACGGUUCCUCAAAUCCGCCCAUGGAGGCCAAUUUCCCUCCAGAGUUCAACUCCAACUCCAGUCGAAGACACAAGCUAAAUAAGGUCUUCAGAGUUACAGUACUAAAAAAUUACUGGUGGGUGAGUUUGAUCAGGAUCAGAGUUUGAGGUAAACUCUUCAAGGUAGUAGAUUUAUGGAACCCUGCCUUAAAGUUUACCUUCAUCCAAAAACUUUGAGGCAGCAGUUACUUUGUUUUGGACACAGCCAAUCUGUCUUUCUCUCUCGUGUCAAACAGCACUAUGAUACUCACUCCCAGGUUUCAUGUUCUCAGAAAGGGGCACAGGAAGUGACAUGAGGAUAAUGCUCUAUGCUACCCGCCUCAUGCAAUGUUCCUCCUUACAGAUGCACAUUUCUCUUUCUCUUUCUCUCUCUCUCUCCAACUCUGCAAGAGCACUUGAACUGUGUCACUCCUGCCAAAAUUGCACAACCUUCCAAGGAGUCAGGGAGAGGUACUUUGGGAGCCAUCAUUGGAAGAUCCUUCAGGAAUUUCAGUGUGUCUGUUGGGCGAGUGGUGUAUGAAACCAGCAAAGACGCACUCUUUUAGACGGUAGACCAAUAUCGGAGUGUGGCUGGAAGACUUAUCACGUGUUCUCAUUCAGGGUGGCGUGGGAGGGAGUUUUUAUUUGUCGAUUCGUUUAUUUGUACGAAAUGUAACUGACACACAAUGUACAGUCCUUUUUCCCCAAUGCUGCAGGGUUACAUUUGAUCCGUGUUCAAAUGUGUCAAGCUGUGUGAUUCAGCCAAAUUUCUUACCUUUGCCUUUCUUACAUUACUGAUGCUGAUGUUUGUAUUCAAAUUCUAUGCGAGAAAAAAAAAGUGCUAAACUCAAGUAUUUUUAAAACACGGAGCGCAAACGAUAGGCGAACAUUUCAGGUAUACAGUAUUAGAAGAUUUUUAUGAGAAAU
Messenger RNA from Labeo rohita (rohu), 6516 nucleotides. It is a transcript of the gene tmem266, whose product is annotated as transmembrane protein 266. Lineage: Eukaryota; Metazoa; Chordata; Actinopteri; Cypriniformes; Cyprinidae. The coding region runs from base 860 to 2506 and encodes 548 amino acids. The transcript is spliced from 11 exons. Gene Ontology annotation, molecular function: voltage-gated channel activity. The record is from RefSeq and is a predicted model, not a curated record. Gene Ontology annotation, cellular component: plasma membrane.